Molecule: messenger RNA, 1771 nt
Organism: Tilletiopsis washingtonensis
Lineage: Eukaryota; Fungi; Basidiomycota; Exobasidiomycetes; Entylomatales
Exons: 1
Coding region: 397-1371 (324 amino acids)
Source: RefSeq, a predicted model, not a curated record
AGCCGGCGCCCUUGACGACGGCCGCGAUCAUGUCUCCGUCGUCGGGGCGCGGGCCGCCGCACGCCGGGUCGUCGAGCUGGUGGCCCGAGUAGUAGGUGAGGCGCUGUGCCGUCGAGCCCUUCUUGGCCGCCGCCUUGUUGGCGCCCUUCUUGGCGCUGCGGUGCUUGGCCUUGGAGUGGUGCGCACGCGGCAGCAUGGCGCCGGCGGGCUCGUCGCGCGCCGCGAGGGCGCUGCCGCUCGUGGCCGCCUCGGCAGAGACGCACGCCGCGGCAAAGAGCGCCGCGAGAGAGAAGAGGGCGAAGCGCAUGGUGCGGGUGCGAGGUGGUGGGAUGUGGGUGCCAGGGAGCGGCGCUGUGUGGUGUCGAGGCGUGACUUGUGUGCGAGCAGGCAGUGGGGAUGAGAGGCGAGCUUGGGAGGGAUUGGUGGAGCGGACGACAGAGGAGGCGGGCACUCCGCACGGCGGGAAGACGUCUGCGAGGUGCUCGCUGCGUGUGUGUGCGUGUGUGGUGCGGCAUCGGCCCCUCUCCGCAUCGGCAAAGCGGCCGGCAGCCGGCGGCGCGCUGCUGCCCUUUCGGGACGACGCGCAACGGUCGGCGCUCCGGCAGCAGAUACACACGCGGCCUGCUGCCCGCACCGCGCCGCGCCCUCUGGCCUCGUCACAUCAAGUCAGCCGCAGCGAGGUGCAUCACGCCGUCUGCUGCACCUGCCUCAUCGCCUCGGGCGCCCAACUCUGACUCUCGCUGGCGCCGCGUGCCUGACGCCUGCUCGACGUGCUGCGGGCGAGGAGGGUGCAGGCGCAUGCACGACGCAGCGCAUCGCUGGCGGAGCGCCCGCCGCCCGCUCGACGCGUUCUGCCGUUCUAGCGUGCUGCAGGCCGCCGGCGGGUGUGCCGCGAGCCGGCGGCUCGUGGUGUGGCGCACCCAAGCGCGCAGAUGCGCACACCGCUGGCGUGCCUGCCGCGCGCCGCCGCACGCACCUCCGCCGCGCUGCCGCUGCGGGCGAAUGAUCGCCGCGAGCGAUGGAGCUCAUCACCCGCCCGACGGCCGCCCUCGCUCGGCCGCCUCGUCGUCACUCCAACAUCUCUGCUCCGCUGCGUCCACGCGGCGUCUCCAGCGGCGCUGCUCGGGCCCCGCUGCGGCAGAGGCGCCGCGGCCGCUGCUCCGUCAAAGAAGUCUUUUGCCGCGAUGCGGACAGCAACGAGCAGCCUCGGUCCGCUCGAGUGUGACAGCGCAACGGCAGAGGGGCAGCCGUAUGGCGUAUGUGCUGUGCUGUCAGCGAGCAGCCGAGCGGCUUGGUCGCAUUCAGCAAGCCUCUCUCCUAUCGCAGGGAGCCCGGCAACGUGUUCGGGGCCCGAUCAGGACCCUGAAAUAGCGGCUGAUGAGGGCGCAGGAGACGCUCAUCAGUGCGCCGCCGGCUGCACACCGGCCUCCGAGGGGCGUCACAGCAAUCGCAGGCCAGAUUCAGACUCGAUUGAGCUCGCCCUCUGGCACAUUUCGGGCUCGUUCGUAUGAGCCGCGAGGUACAUGGGAGCGUGCCGCAACGACGCGCCUGGGCCGAAGAAUGGCGCUCGUUCUCAGAAGCCACGGCACGGCUUCUUCUUCUUGAACGGAGGAGGGCGUGGCGGGCGUGCGCGGACGGGCGACUCGCUCGCCUCGCUUUCCGAUCGUGACGAGGCAUGCGUUGAGGGAGGCAGGGACAGACGUUGUGGCCGUUGAGGAGCGCGAGGGGCUGAAGCACUUGCGCGCCGGACUCCCGAGGAGGAAGAAGCCCC